Echinops telfairi (small Madagascar hedgehog) is the source of this 3664-nucleotide messenger RNA. It is a transcript of the gene TPGS2, whose product is annotated as tubulin polyglutamylase complex subunit 2. NCBI's taxonomy places the organism in Eukaryota, Metazoa, Chordata, Mammalia, Afrosoricida, Tenrecidae. The record is from RefSeq and is a predicted model, not a curated record. The transcript has 7 exons. Gene Ontology annotation, biological process: protein polyglutamylation. Bases 48 to 911 code for a protein of 287 amino acids.
CGCUGCCCGCCGCUCUCCUGGCCGCGCGCGGCACGGGGGCACGAGCCAUGGACGAGAAGUCGCCCAAGCCGCACCUGGAGAAGCUGACCCUCGGCAUCACCCGCAUCCUAGAAUCUUCCCCAGGAGUGACGGGGGUGGCCAUCACAGAGAAGUUGCCUGCUGAACGUCAUAUGAUUUCUUCAUGGGAACAAAAAAAUAACUGUAUAUUGCCAGAGGAUAUGAAGAAUUUUUACCUGGUGACCAAUGGCUUCCACAUGACGUGGAGUGUGAGGCUGGAUGAGAAGGUCAUUCCGCUGGGCAGCAUGGUAAUUAACAGCAUCUCCAAACUGACCCAACUCAACCAGUCUUCCAUGUAUUCACUUCCCGGUGCACCAACCCUUGCAGACCUGGAGGAUGACAUCGCCGAAGCUGGGGAGGACCAGCCAGAGAAGCCUCACUUUGACUCUCGCAGUGUGAUAUUUGAGCUGGAUUCUUGCAAUGGAAACGGCAAAGUUUGCCUUGUCUACAAGCAUGGGAAACCAGCGUCAGCACGUGACGUCGAGAUCUGGUUCCUGGACAGAGCGCUGUACUGGCAUCAUCUCACAGACACCUUCACCGCCUAUUACCGCCUGCUCAUCACUCACCUGGGCCUGCCCCAGUGGCAGUACGCCUUCACCAGCUAUGGCAUUAGCCCACAGGCCAAGCAAUGGUUCAGCAUGUACAAGCCCAUCACCUACAACACAGACCUGCUCGCAGAAGAGACCGACUCCUUCGUGAACAAGCUGGAUCCCAGCAAAGUGUUCAGAAGCAAGAACAAGCCCAUCAUCCCCAAAAAGAAAGGGCUUGUGCUGUCUGCUGGUGCCCAGAAAGGGCUGCCAGCCGCCUCCACCUCCAGGUCCUCCCUGAGCUCUGGAAGCACUGUCCGGAAGUGAGCUCUGGAAGCGCUGUCCAGAAGUAAGCCCUCCACCUCCAGCUCCCUGCCAGCUAUGCCAGCCUGGUGAGCUCCGGGCAUCUUCCCCCCAGGGUAGCCCACGCCUCUGCUUCUCUGUGUGCGCCACAAGCCUCAGCCUGUCUGAGCGAGGGACCAAGAUCCUCAACACUUGACUCCCAUGGGUUCCCAGAGCUCUCUGAAAUCUCAAGAUUCCUCCCCUCAUUCCGCUUCCCUCAGACCCCACCUCCGGAAACGUGGAUGAUGCUGGGAUCUGUGGACGCUCUCCCAGUUUCUUCCCCCCUACUUACACCCCCCCACCCCCAUUUUCUCUCAGUAGUGAAAGAGAAGAACCCUGAAGGACCUACUGGUUUUGACCUAGAAGUCAAAAGUGGCUGUGAGCAUUUAUAUUAAAAAUUUUAAUUCUCCAUUUGCACUGGCCACAUUACUAGUGUGAAUUGGCUUGGUCCUCCCAUCAUGGAUAGCACAGAGGCCAGCCACACACAGGCCCGAUAUUUGAUGCAACAUCAUUCCGAAGCUGCCCACCACAUCUCGUGGAAUUUCUGCAGACUGCUGCUCAGGUUUUCAAACAGGGAUUUGGGAAUAUAGUUUCUCACUCUGGAGCAGGGGCAGUGGACAGGAGCCAGGUUCCCUUUCUCCUUCCCCGCAGGGAACGCACCCAGCCCCACGAUCCAUGGUGGCUGCCGUUUUUGUGCAGGAGCCCCGGAGGGAGGAGGAGGCAGGGGCAGAGGCUGUAGCAGUUGUCCAUCUCAGCCCUCGCUGGCCGCUCCUGCUUUCCUCCCGGCCUCCAGUGAUUGGCUUGGCUUCCUGCCUCCACCACCUCUCCCUGCUCAUCCACUCCCUGUCUCCUAACCCAGCCGCAGUGCUGAGAGCAGGCCCGGGGUUCUCCACCUCCACGUCUGCUCUGAAACAUCUUGAGUCUUUAUAAAAGUUGUUUGCUUUUUUUAAUCGCUGUAUGUAGUGCUAGACAGUCAGGCUUCCAUCCUCCCCCUGACACACACACACACACACUCACUCACUCACUCACUCACUCACUUUCCACAGCCCCAGAGGGAAACAAGGUGGAAAGGUUUACCUUUGGUGAGCCAGGGCUCUGGAAUGGGACUGUGCUGUACAUUCACAUUCACGAACGUUUCUUUGUUUCCCGCUGAGCUGUGGGACAGGCCAAGUGGGCAGGGGCAGACCACGUGGGCUGGCUGCUUUCUCCGUUUUAGACUCUCUCCAAGCCUUGAGGUCCUAAUGCCCUCUGCCUUUGCUCCAAACACGGAGUUCAUGUUAACAGCUGAGUCAUCUGCUGUAGAGUCUGGCGUCUAAGUCAGCCUUGGGAAGUAUGUAAAAUGGCAGCCCCCCUUAAGUUACAUUACAUUACACUAACCAUUUACAAUUCAGCCUGAUCCUUUCAGCGGUGUUUGUUUUGUUUUGUUUAACCAUGAAAGGACUGUUUUAGAUCUUCCCGAUACAAAAUAAUUCAUCCGUUCCAAUUUAAUUGUUUCAGUUCUGACACACUGAGCAAUGAUUCAUUUAGAAAUGCUAGGGCUUUGGGCUACCAAACCUGAAUGUUUUCCUCCAAAUGGGUCAUUUCUAUAUUCCAGAGGGCGGCAGACCUUUCUGCAUACUGGAACUACCUGGGAGUCCGGGCCCCACUUCAACCCAAUGCAGGUGGAUGUCUGGGCCCAGUAUCCUUCAUUAGCACUCAGGUGGUGCUAAUAGGUCGGCAAAGUGGAAAACCACCGAGCCGCAUAGAAGGGCUGAGACUGGCAGCACAGCCACAUUCAGCUGGAAACCUUAGGUCCGGAAGCAGCAGCGGCAGCACACACCAGGUCAGGGCAUGGCAGGAUUCUCCUUAGAGCUGGUCUGGGGCGUCAUUUUAGGCAUUAAUUGCCCCUGAGACUGGUUCUUCAUCCUUCUCCACGGUUCUCUGAGCCACUCAACCCUUUUUGAAAAUAGAAAAUUCUUUGUCUUUAUUUAUGUUUGUUUAUCUCAAAAAUGCACUUACGUACAUAUGUUUUUUAAGUACAAUAAAUACUCAUAAAUUGGCCACCUGGCUUUAACCAUGGUUCAGUACAUUGUCCGCCACACUCGAUGCUCACUGAUACAGGCACAAACACAAAUACAGAUAUACAGCCCGGUGCCCUGGUGGGUUAAGCAUCAGUCUGCUCACUGAAAUGUCAGUAGUUCAAGCCCACCCACCAUUCCACAAGAGAAAGCCGAGGCUUCCUACUGGAAGUUGUACAGAUUUACAGCCUCAGAAAUAGCACUUAUGAAGUGCUGUUCUAUCCCACAGAGUCACAAUGAGCCCAACUUGUCUGGAUGGCAGUGUUUUUUAUUACAUGUUUAUAGUCGAAUUACUGGAAAUUUCAAGUUUCAGGUUUCAUCAUUUUUCUUAGUAAAUACUUCAUCAUCUCCCAAGAAGGAAGGAUUUCUCUUCAUCUCACCAUGACAAGAUCGUGUCUAAGAAAAGGCCAUCCUGGAGUAUGUGGCUCAUAUUUGGAUUUCCCGAUUGUACCCCCAAAGUAUAUUUUAUACCUGUCCCCCUGCACUCUUUUUGCUCAGACUAGUCAAGAUUUAUACAUUCCAUUUGGUUCUAUUUCUUUUGAUCUGCUAUCAUCCCCUGCCCAGCUGCCGAAUGUGUUUGUUUUCAAGGCAAUGGCUGGUUUGAGAAGUCUAGCCCUGUUUCCUUACCGAUUGGCCCACACUGUUCACCGCAUCCUUCUAAUAAACUUUUCUGCCUUGGCC